Messenger RNA from Phlebotomus argentipes, 4337 nucleotides. RefSeq lists its product as uncharacterized. The transcript has 7 exons. NCBI's taxonomy places the organism in Eukaryota, Metazoa, Arthropoda, Insecta, Diptera, Psychodidae. The record is from RefSeq and is a predicted model, not a curated record. Bases 306 to 2525 code for a protein of 739 amino acids.
UUGCAAAUGGCAGGCAACCUAUUUCGAUUACACACUUUUUCCUCGCAAUUUCUGCCCGAAACUCUCUGUUCGCAACCAUUUUAUCGUGUCUCUGCGUGAAAAUCCACCCCCUUGUGCGUUCAUGUGUCCCUACCAGAUGGAUAAGCGCGUGAAGAGUGGCGGGAAAGUGCUGAAAUCCACCAAGUCGCCAGCGAUGGUGCAUGAAUAGUGAAGUGUGACUUCAAUUGUAAUUUUUAUUAUGUGUUGGGAAAUCCAGGAGAAAACAAUUUAGAAAGUGUCUGGGAUUACUGUGGAAAUCAGCGCACAUGGAGGACAUGGGGAGCCCAAUCCUGGGCCAGGAGAGCGACGUGCAUCUCCUCACGACGGCUUCAGGGAAAGCGCAGUCUUCGAGGUCACUUCCCUUAUUUUACGAUGACGAGGGCGAACUGUGCACGUUAGGGGCAAGAGUUAGCCAGAUGGAGUGUAUGCCACUGAGAUCGCCUCCAGGACCUUAUCAUUAUCACGUCACAGAUCAAACAAAGUCAUUGCAGGAAUUACAGAAUGAAGUCGGAGCUUUACUGGAAUUUCGUGAUUUGGUUAUUGAAACCUUCCCUGAUCUCAAACACAAAAUGGCAUCAUCGUCAGCAUCUAGUACAAUUACAGGCCUGCCAUCGUCUUCAUUGGCGUCAAGAAGAUCAGAGUGGGAGCCAGGGAUUCGCGUGCGUCGGAAAUUGACACCCAAGGAGAAUGCGGAAAUAUCGUCGUCAUCGCUGAUAAGGAGCCGGAGUAAUUCGCACAGUGGCAAGAAGGAACCAAAGAGUGGCGAGGGAAAUGGCAGUGUUGUUCAGGAUUCGGGAUUCUCCACGGAGACGAGUUCGUCGAAGGAGACACACAGUGCCUCAUCGACAAAUGGUGCUAUGCAGGGAGUAAAUGUAUCAAAUACAUCACAACGUAUGACGAUGGACAGCGACAAUGAGCUGUGGAAUUUAUUGGAUGUGCUGCAUAGGAAGAGCAAUCGGCUUCGCGAUGAGGUGGAGCAUCUGCAGCAGCUGGAGAAGGAGCGCUGCAGGACAUCGAGCAUCCCGCACAGCUUCCAGAAGCAGCUCGACAGAGUGGGUAAGGAGGAUGUGCAGCUGUUGCGGAAGGAGCGGGAUCGACUGCUUGACAAACUGGCGGAAGUGGAGGCGGAGAAUCUGUCGGGGCGCAUCAAGUCGACGAGUCUGGAGGAUCAAAUGAGUGCUUUGAGCCUGGCCAAGAGGGAGCUCGAAGAGCAGUUGAAGGCGGCGCUGAGUCAAAAAGUGGAGCUGAAUCUGCGCCUCAAAGAUCUGCAUCAGCAAUUUGAGGCCUCCAAGCAGUCACGUUUGAACAGUGGCCGGAAGUUGUCGACGCCUGAGCAUGCUGGAAGUGUUGCGCUGGCGACAAAAAGUGUGCGCAGCGAUGGCGUGAUUCUCGGACGGCUGGAUGGACUAGUCAGCACACCCAAUAGACUGAAUAAAGUGAGAUUAGCGGACUCGAAGAAGAUCGAGGCGAUUCUGUUGGAGAACAACGUUGUGGAACUGCAACGACACCUUCUAACACUCACCGUUCAGAACCAGGUACUGCAGCAGAAGUUGGAUAAUGCCACUCGAUCGAAGAUUCACCUUAUCAAGCGCUUGGACAAGGCGAAGGAGGACAUCGAUGACCUGAAGUUCCAGCUGGAGGAGAAGAACAUUGAGUUCGAGGGCACGCGAGCGCAGCUGCGAGUGCUGGAGAAUAAGUCCAGUGCCCGGUUGGACUACAGUCCGACGUUCAAGUUGUCGCCGACGCGCGACUCGUUGAUCAGGCAGUCGCAGAUCUCGACGCCGAGCAUGAAGGCGAUGGUGCCGCUGGCGAUGGACGAGAUCAUGCAGCACAGCAGCAGCACGGAGUCGGCGCAGGAUCAGUCGGAGCAGAAUCGUGCCUUGCCGGAGACGCCAAAGAAACGUCCUAGUCGCAUUCCGCUGGCCGGCACCAAGGCCAGCGCGGCGCCCAAGCCGCCGACGGGGCGCAGCAAUGGCAAAUCCAGUCCCUCGGGGCCGCCGUCCAACCGCAGCCUGAGCAAGAGCACGAGCAGUCUGAUGGCGCGCUCGGGGCCGAGCUCAGUGAAGAAAGAGGGCGGCUCGCCAACACCCAAUCGGCCAGACUCGGCGCAAAGCUGGCGCAAGGACACGUCUCUGGGCACCAACAGUCGCGGUUCGUCGAUUCCCGUGUCAGCGAAAUCCACUCCGUCCGCGGCGAAGCCGCUGCACUCGCCACUGCCGCGCGCCAAGAGAGAUUCCGCGACAGCGAAGACGCGCAAUUUGGAUGUCAGCGUGUCGCCCGCGAAAGUGGCGUCGAGGAGAGACUUGAGCGCGGCGACGCCACCGCCGCAGAAUCGCGCGAAGCCGUCUUCAGUUCCAGUUCGACGAAUGUCCGGCGCAAGAAAUGGUGACACACAAGAUUAUGAGAAUGGAAAGGACAUCGAAAGGCGCUACAUUCGACGGGAUUUGUAUCCAACCAUUCCAACCAUCAGGAUUGAGGUCUACUAGUACUUUCUCCUGUUUCGUAAGUCCUUCUCCCACGUUUUGUUGAUUGUUUAUACCAUUUCUAGCUGCAACAUUGCUGGCUUGUAGAUUUCUCAGUUCAUUUUACAUGAUUUUUGGUUAUUUUACCUCAAUUUAUAGUUCAUUUUUUUGCACUUGUAGAUGGAUUUUAUUUUAUAGAGAUUAGUACUAAAAAUGCCACUUGUACACCCGCUAAUCAUUAACACAGCCGAUAACCCAUAUUCAUUGACAACAUUCACAAUAGUCAUCCAUACAAAUGAAAAGAGUGAAACUGAAAGCAAGAUGCCCUGGGAGAAAAUGUGAUUUCGUGAUUUGAAGCAGUAGUUAUUUACUCAAUUGACCCACCUUUUGUGCUUCUGAGAAGAGCAGAAAAGAAAACAGUGUGUUUGGAAACCGCAGAAUUUUAAUUACAUGACAUAUAUUAGAGAAUUAUUAGAUAAUCAUAAUCAUUAGGGAACAUUUUUUUCUCGUAUUGCAACACAUUUCAGACAUCAUCAACAUUGCUCAUUGACAAACAUUCAUUGUAAUGCAGAAUCAGUUGUUGUUGGAUAAGAUUUUCCACCAAUUUCACUGAUUCUUUUGAUGCUGAUUAAUUUGUAAAUAGCAUGCGCUUGUCAGAGAGUCAAUUUGAAGGGAGUUUUUAAUGGGAAAAGGAGACAGAAGACAAUCCUGAAAAUUCCUCAUCCUCGUCCGCAAAUUCCUGUAGAAUCCCUCGAAUGUAAGCUAAUUCCUGUUCAUAAUUAUUAACAAAUUUACACUAGUGGAGAGAUGAAUAGCACGUGUGGUAAUUAAAAGAGCGAUGAACGAAAAGUUCGCAAUAUUAGUUAGCAAAGUUAAUCGACUGAAGCAUUUGAAUUAAACAUUGGACUCAAAUCUAGCGCUGAGGCAGAGAGCAAGAGAUUAAAAUUAUGUAAUUUUUUCAAUAUUUGAUGAGAUCUGCGAAAAUAAUUGUCAUUUUAGAUGAAGAUUGCAAUGUUUUCAGAGCGUUGCCACUCAGAAUUAAUUUAACACACUUUGUAAGGUCCAAAUCGCAAAGAUAUGAAGUUUCUCUGCGUUUGUAUGCGCGUGAAAUUCUUAACUUCAAAAGUCAAGAAACUUAACUUGAAACUUAACUUAGAACUCAUUCAUUCUUUGACUUUGGAUGUUCUCAUUGCCAAAAUCUUACUAUUUUAAUAAUUGAAGAACCAGAUAGAAUGAAAAUAAAGCAGACUUUAAAAAAUCGUAUUUAGACACUUUAGAUUUGCAUUAUCAAUAUCACUUUCGACUUUACAUUAGCAAGAAUAAUAAUUCCUCUUUACAACGUGCUAAUCAUACUUUUGCUAGUGUACAUUAAGUUCUAAGACACUGACUGAUAGAAAAUUCCAACGAUGAAAUCAAAUAGAAUCUUUUUUUAAUCAAUGUUACAUUGUAAAAGAAACGAUGAGAAAUUGUAAUAACUCUAGAAUUUAACCACAAAUCGAAUUGACAGAGAGAUAAAUUCUGAAAUUAGAUAAACAGAAAGUAUUCCACAACACAAAAGGGUGAAAGAUGAUUAACAGUGAUGGAUUUGUUUAGUUUGGGCGGCGUUUAGUUAUGAAAGAUCAUAGGAUCGCCUUUAUAGUUUUCCUUCCUUUGUGAUUAGAGAAUGGAAUUUGAGAGCAUUUUUUGCCUUUCUCCCCCCUCAUCAUCCACUUUGUCGGUUUGCGUGGAGGAAUACUUGCAUUUAAUCCCAUUCCUUAUGUUUUUUCUUUUCUUUUCUCCGGUGUCUUCCCCAAAAACCCCGGCAGUUGUGCAAGAGUGCGGAGAGUGUGGCGGAAA